GUGCCUUAUACAUAUCAUCUCAAACAAAAUGUCAUUGUUUUAGUUGACGUUUUUCAAUAGAAAUGUCAAUGAAUGAUCAAAAGAGUGAAAGUGUCAAGUGAGGGAGGAAAGUCGGAAACUUUAUAAUUUUUUGAGUUUACUGAACAAAUAUUUGUUAUAGGUGCUAUAUUGUAAACGAUAAUUUUGACCACAUAUAUUAUCGUGCAACAUAUUCUCAAAGAAAAGCAAUAGUAUUCCACCAAAUACAUGUUUUGUAUUAUGGUUUAAUUUAUUGUAGAUACAGAACGUCGCUUGAUAAAGCAUCGUUGGCAUACUUUAUAGAGUGUUUAAAAGUGUAAAAUUGUGUUACACCCUAUCAAAGAUAUGGCUACACGUAAAAGAAGUGGUUCUGGGUCUAAAAGACACCUGAAGGAGAAAGUUGUACAAAUCUAUGAGUCUUUCUUUAGGGGUGAAGAUUUAACCACUGAUAAUGCCACAUUCUGGGAUGAAUUCUUUCUCCUCAAGCCUAAAAUUCCACAACUUGAAGCUGAGAUUCACAAGCUGACUGUAGAACAGCUCAUGAGCAUGAAAGAUAGUAUUAAUUUACUUGUAUCACAAUGUAUUGAGAUGUUAGGGCAAGAACAUCACAUAAGAUUGGUGUAUGCACUUCAAACUCUCAGUGCUCUUUUGAUAACAAUGUACCAAAGAGCUGCCCAAGACUCAAAUGUCAAUAUUAAAACAGUGUUAAUUGGAUCAGAUAAUCCUGACAUGAAAAUGCAAAAGUUGUUUGAACAUUGUAGCACCAUUUUAUCAGGUGAUGUUCCAGACAGUUUAAAGUCAAUGGUUCUAAAGCUUCUUCUAGUAAUAGCAACAGGACUUGACAACAUAGAUGAAAAUCCUCUGGUGGAGUAUUUUAUGCAGAACUCAUUGUUUGAGUCCCUAAUACAAUUACUUUGCACCUCUACAGAAAGACAACACCACGGGUAUGAUGUGGUCAUGCUGUUGAUGUUUUUAGUAAACUAUAAAAAACAAGAAUCUGCUAAUCCUUAUGUUGUGAAAUUAUCCAUACUAGAUGAUGAAUUAGCUUUGAAUGGGUACGGACAAGUUAUUACGGCAGCUCUGAAUGACUAUGUGAUGUCAACAUUUGGCAGUAUGCAGGGAGGUGGAAGUGGCGGUGGUUGGCUCUCUUCCUUCACAAGUAUGGUUGGUGGGAUAUUCAUGACCAGUGAUGAGACACAACCGGUUAUCAGAGGACAGAGGGGCAGUGGUGCUGAAGAAGGGAUGUUACUGGCAUUGUAUGAGGCAGCUCAUUUGAAUCGCAACUUUAUGACAACACUGGCCCAUUCCUCGUCAGCUGCAGCUUCAUCAGCGCCGCCUUCUCCGCCGGCUACGUUACCACCUCAUCAGACUCCGCCAAAUUUAAGUCAAAUACAAGCUCUUGAUAAUGAGCAACCUACCAACUUGCUAGUCACAUUCUUCCAAUAUUGUUCCAUUGUAAUGGCAGACACACGCAGCGAAGCUAGCAUUAAUAAAUGCAGUCUAUGUUUCAUAAUACUUACUUGUAUAGUGGAAGAACAAUUUGCAAAUUCAAUUAUGCAUGACCAGAAUCUAACUUUUAAGGUACAACUGUAUAGGCUCCCAAUGCGUCAUAGGAAAAUAGUUCUCGAAGAGCCACCAUCCCAGCCAUUGGCAUCUACUCUAAUAGAUCUCCUCGUCGAGUUCAUAAUGUGUCAUUUACUAAAGAAGUUUCCUGGGGAACUCUAUCAGUUGUGCAUAGGGGUGUUAUUGCGACUACUUAGCUACCAAAAGCGAUGUCGCGUGAGACUAGCUAGAGACUGGCGACCUCUAUGGGCUGCACUGAUUGCCCUCUUAAAGUUCUUAGUUACCAACGAGAGCACUUUACUGAGGAGACAUAACAUUUUCAUCAUGAUCCAACAGGUCGUGAACAUUUUCAACGUGUUUAUCACGUUUGGCGAUACCUUCUUGCCAACCCCUGUAUCUUAUGACCAAUUGUACUACGAACUUAUUCGGAUGCAUCAAGUAUUCGAUAAUCUGUUCUAUAUGGCGUUGCGAUAUUCGACCAGUGAUGGUGAAUUUAAGGCAGAGGCGCUGCGUCUAGCCAACUGUUUGGUAAAUGUUCGAGCUAUUAUACAACACUUCUCGCCCAAAAUUGAGGCCUGGCUGGCCAUGCAAAACCUUUCCACACCCACUGAAGAUCAGAUUCUAGAAGUAGUCAGAAAGAACUAUGACAGUCUGAUCCUGAAGCUACAAGAAGGACUAGAAUCGUACGAGCGGUACUCAGAACGAGAACAUCGUCCCCUCCUGUCGCGUCUAGUGCUGGCAGCACGGCAGAGGAGCGACAACUCGGCAUUACAUCAUCACACUGCAGCUGCAUUGGAACAUUACACCAGCAUUUCCUGAAAGUAUUAAGUAUAUCACACUCACGGGGCGCACGAUUCAGUUGAAGCCAUAGUACGAGUUUAGUUUACGAGUCAAUUUAGCGCUUUGAUUGGCCGGCUCUAAUGAACCAGCCAAUCAGAGCGCCGAACGCGGUCUUGUUUCUAUUACUUUAAACGUAAAACAAACUCGUACACCACUGUUUACGACGCCCGCAAAAUCUUCAACGUCGAUAGACUAUUUUACAUGUUAAGGCUAGCGACGUUAACAUAAAUAACAAAAAAAAAAUAUGGCUGUUGUCAAGGUAAACGCACUUUUAGGUCAUUUCAAAUUUUGAAUGAGUAUGUGAUAAGUAGCAGAAUCAGCUGUCCCUGAUCGUUUAUUUAUAACUGAUAGUUUAUUAUGAAAUUAUGUACACACUUAUGUAUUUAUUUACAUCUUUGUAAGCCUAGUCGUUGCUAGCAUUUAAACUUAUAGAAUACAGAAUGGCUAUAAAAUGAUAUCUUAAUUUUAAAACUCUAUCUUUUUUUUUAACUUGUAAGGUCAUUAGGUGGCAUAGAUAGAUCAUAUCAAUGUGAAUUGAUAUCACUGAUAAUUAAAUUGUAUUACCAAAGUUAAAAUUUAAUACCAGUUGUGACAAGAUUGAAGGAUAUAAAGAUAAUUACCUACUAUAGUGAUAUAAUAUGUCUUUUACUAUAACUUAAAUAUAUAAGUUUAUUUUUAGUGUUGUAUUGUAUUGUAAGGUAUUCCUAUAUUUUAUUUACUAUUAUUGAAUGUUAUGUAAGGUUUAGUAUUUAGUAUUUCUAUUUGGUUGUUGUGUAAACCCGAACGAGCAUUAAACUAAAUUAAUCUAUAUUCGUAAAUAACAACUAUUACUGCAAGACAUUAACCUGACUAUCAAAUACAUAGGAAAAAAUGUUUGACAUGGUAAUGUGGGGACUGUAAACUGCAAUACAAACAUCAUGUGGUAAUUUGAGGCCUGAAACUGUGUUAAGCGGGACACAUAGAUUCUGAGAGGACGCGACGGUUGGCGAUAAGGAUAACUGAUGACUCAAGUUCCUAGUGCUAACUUUACCUAUCUACCGUUCUCUUUGUUAAACGUGAGAAAUUGUCUAUAUGAAUUCUUAGAAUUAGACCAUAUCGUUUAAGUUGUACCUAAUUGUGACAAUGUUAAAAAUCUGUAAGAAAUUGAUGAAUUCUUCAAAUAUAGCUUGAGGUAUUUGUUAUAAUCUUUUGAACUACCAUGCUUAGAAAUCGUACCUAUAUAGUCCUCCUUACCGUAAUCGGCAGGGAGGACUAUAUAUACAUUGUCUCAUAGGAAAACGUGUGAAAAACGCUUACGUUUUGUUUAAGAAUGUUACAGCAAUACCAAUCCUCUCCCAUCCCAAAGGCAACGCACUUGUGGCCCCUCUGAACUCUUCCAGUGUUACGGGUGUCCAAGAGCAGUGCCGAUUGCUUACCAUCACGUGGUCCGUCUGCUCGUUUAUCAUCCUUCCCUACAAGAUAAAUGUAACUGGCGAAGUCGUAGAUAUUGUUACGUUUUACUAAACGGUCCUUAUAAAGUUAAUUCGCAAAGUGUCGAAAGAUCGAAAUGCAUUUUUCUCCAACCGUGCGUGUUACGACUGGCGGGCACGGCGCACUAUGGCUUGAGUACCACGUCGGAUCCUGUCCAACGCAUCACUUUUGUAUGAAACCACACAAGCUUAAGUUUCAGUCCUAACACCUCAUAGGUAUUGCAAGUUAUGUUGAAAUUAUGUUUUAGAUGCUUAGUAUACCUAUUUAUAUUAUUGGCCAUGUAUUUUUAGAAGUUAUUAUACAUAUUUAAACAGUAAUCUUAGAUUAUUUAGACAUUGUAACAGAUUAUCAUUAAACAUUGAUGAAUUUGAAUAAAAGUGUGUAUGAGAGCGAAAAUAAUUUUGAUAUAUGUAUAGAGAGUUUUAAAAUGUGAAGUAUAUUAAAAUAGUUAUUAAUUUAAUAAAUUAUUUUUGUGGA
Molecule: messenger RNA, 4368 nt
Organism: Spodoptera litura
Lineage: Eukaryota; Metazoa; Arthropoda; Insecta; Lepidoptera; Noctuidae
Product: armadillo-like helical domain-containing protein 3
Cellular component (GO): cytosol
Source: RefSeq, a predicted model, not a curated record